AUGAGUUACAUUAUACAGCAAGAUCAACAAAAUUAUAACAGAUAUACAAGUUUUUUCAGAAAGUAAGUAAUUAUCAAUAUUAAUGACUAGCCCAAUAUAUAAUUUCAAACGAGAUGAAAAAAGGUUGAUUUAGAACUGA
This is a messenger RNA of Paramecium sonneborni, 139 nucleotides long. NCBI's taxonomy places the organism in Eukaryota, Ciliophora, Oligohymenophorea, Peniculida, Parameciidae. The record is from the annotation of a GenBank genome assembly.